CGCCAUGACAUCAUCUAUAACAGCCACGGCAUAUCUACAGUACCCACUUAGCUAGACUUCCUCCCUUGCUUCCCACGAUUCCUUGCUUUCAAUUUGACCUGACCUUUUGGUGUUCAGAAGUAGAUGCGUUCUUUUUCUGAUCUCGGUUCAGCUCUUGAUCCUUUUUACAGGCUGGGCUGAUUGGAUCUUUCUCGUUCAGUUGCUUUUAUUUCUGUCGAGGGCUCCAAAACUAAGUCCAACCUCACCCGUUACGAAGCCUGCAGACCGCGGACGUUGAACAAAAGCUUCUUGUCUACCACCCACAAUGGCGGAACAGCAGCAGCAGCAUGCGCCUGGAGGCCACUACUCCGGUGCAAAUCCUGUGCCAACUGUAAAGAAGUUCAUGGAAAACAUGGAUAAAGACAAAAAAGAACGCGAUCGUCAAAUUGACGACGCAGAGAAAGCUAGGAAACAAGCUGCAGCUCAUGGGGGCUCUGACGCGGUCCCUCACAAGAACCAGAAAGCCGGUGUCAAAGGCACCCAGAAGAUUGUUACGGAUCCAACAACUGGCAAGCAAGUCACGAUUGAGGAUGUCGAUCCUAGUAUAAUGGAUAGAGUGACGAAUCCCAUGCUCUCUGUUCCUAAUGCCAAUCUUGGUAAAGACACUCCAGUCAAAACCGCGGCAAACAUGUCUGGCGAGGAGUACAGAGAGGCACAGGAUGUCACUGCUCCCCCAGAUCCAGUGACAGAGGGCGCAACAUCUGAUGUCCCAAUCCACGGAGAAAAGACUAAUAUCCUCUUCCAUCCUACACCCUCGGUUAGCUACGAGCCCAUGUUCGCCGCAUUGGAGUCGCGAACAAACGCCUUAUGUAUUGGCAUAUUUCUGGCCACCGUAAUAAUUGGAAAGAUGUUCGGUGGCAGACUACUAGGCAUGAUUCCUCUUGCUAUGUGUCUGACGUCGGGUGUGUGGCUGUGGACUAAGGAAGUCGUUCGCAGCGGGCGAGAGAUGGAAUGGGAGAGCGAGAAGAAUCGUGGAGAAUACGCAACGGCAAAUCUGCUACCUGAGUCCGUAGAGUGGAUGAACACUCUACUCGGAAUCGUCUGGGGCCUUAUCAACCCUGACAUGUUUCAGGGCGUUGCAGAUACUCUCGAAGACGUGAUGCAAGCUUCGGUACCUGGUGUCAUUGAGAACGUCAGAGUUGCUGAAAUUAGUCAAGGCAGCAAUCCGAUCCGGAUACUCAGUCUGCGCGCCCUUCCAGACUCGCAUAUGAAAGACAUGAAGAAGACUAUCCACGAUGAAAACAAAAAAACAAAGGAUCCCCAGGAAGCUGCGGCUGACGAAGAAGGCGGCGAUUACUACAACCUCGAAGUGUCAUUUGCGUAUCACGCUGCGCCGUCUGGUAAACGCGCUUCUGAUAAAGCUCGCAACAUGCAUAUGCAACUCGUCUUCUAUCUUGGUAUCAAGGGUCUGUUUGGUGUUCCAUUGCCAAUCUUUGUCGAGCUUCAAGGACUUGUAGGAACAAUUCGGCUUCGACUUGCUAUGACACCUGAGCCUCCGUUCUUGAAGAACUUGACGUUUACCUUGAUGGGCACACCUCAGGUCAAGGCAGGAUGUAUUCCCAUGGUCGAGAAGGGCGUGAACAUCUUAAACCUUCCCCUGAUCUCCAACUUUGUCAACUAUGCCAUCGGUGCUGCCGCUAGCAUGUAUGUUGCUCCGAAGUCAAUGUCUAUUGACAUGCGAGCUAUACUUCAAGGAGAUGACAUUACGAAGGAUGUAUUGGCGCUCGGUGUCAUGUGGAUCCGCAUUCACAGAGCUGUUGGUCUCAGCAAACAGGACAAGCGUGGGAGCGAACAUGGCGGCAGCGAUCCAUACAUCACUUUGGCAUUUUCCAAGUAUGGCAAACCAAUGUACUGCACGCGCGUCAUCACGGAUGACUUGAAUCCGAUCUGGGAAGAGACUGCAGCUCUUCUGGUCACUCCUGAGCUUAUUAAAGCCGAUGAGAACCUUAGUGUUGAGCUCUGGGACUCUGAUCGCCACAGCGCCGAUGACAUUGUAGGUAAGGUUGAGCUAUCGAUGCAGAAGAUGAUUCAACAUCCUGGUAAGAUGUUCCCGCAAGUCUCUAAGCUUGCGGGUAUGGAUGCGGACAGUACUAUGCCUGGUGAGCUUCAUUGGGAGGUAGGCUUUUUCGGCAAGCCACAGUUCAGACCCGCACUUAGAACCGAUGGAAAGAACAAAGCUCUUCCAGACGAAUUGAAGAAUAAUCCUGAGCUUCAAGACGAGAAGGGCGUGACGAACACGGCCGAUGACGAUGCUGUUCAACAUACCCCUCCAGACCCUCUCUGGCCGAGUGGUAUUGUCAACGUCGUCGUCCACCAAAUUGUCAACCUCGAGCUCGAGAAUGUGAAAGGCAGCAACGGAAAUCGUAAGGGUAGAGAAUUCGAACCUGCGAAGCCCUAUGGAGAGAGCACUGCAGAACAGGGGAAGGACCUACCGACUUCGUACUGUACUAUUUGCUUCAACGAUGAACUGGUAUAUCGAACUCGCUCCAAGGCUGUUAGCAGUCAGCCGAUCUUCAACGCAGGUACAGAGCGUUUCAUGCGCGAUUGGAGGUCUGGUAUCAUCACCGUCACGGUGCGUGAUUCGCGCAACCGAGAACACGAUCCUAUCUUGGGCGUAGUUCCGCUGAAGCUGUCCGACAUUUUGGAAACAAGCUCACAGGUCACUCGAUGGUACCCUCUUGAUGGUGGUGUCGGGUUUGGUCGUGUGCGCAUAUCUCUUUUGUUCCGAGCCAUUGAAACCCGGUUGCCACCUAACAUGCUCGGAUGGGAUGUUGGUACUUUUGAGUUCGUCUCCAAUGUUGUCAAGACGAUCGACUACAGCCAACACGCAAGACUGAAGAUGCGCACUGGUGGGAGUACCGGCAGAAUCGGACGUAGCUCCGGAAAAUCCCGCUUUGAGGGUAAUGGUUACGACUACAACAUUGUACCGAAAGACGGUCAUGAGAAGGUCCGACUGCCAGUAAAAUACCGUUACCGCUCCCCAAUCGUCAUUGAGUUCCAUAUUGCCAAUAAAAGAAGAGCCGAUGCUUAUUCUGUCAUCUGGCUCCACCACCUCAUCGACAACGAGGAAACUCCUAUUGAUAUACCGAUCUGGAAGUGCUCUCACCCGGCUCGUCUCACACAGAACUACAUCACCGAAGAAAAUUGCAAGAAUGAAGUUGGCCUUGAAGACCUCCAAGUUGUUGGUCGCCUCCAGUUCACCGGUCGCUUUAAAGCCGGUAUGGACGAAAGCCAUGAGCAUUUCAUAUCAGAUAACGACACACGCGAGACGUUCGAAACUUGGGAGGCUUGUCUCGCCGAGGGUGUGCGGACGCGGAUGGUCGAGAAGGAAAUGCCGGAUCGUAUUCAGAGGUUGCAUGACGACAGCCUGACGGAGGGCCGCGACGUGCUUAAGGACGCCGACGAAGAGGAGAAGAUCAAGUGGCUCUCCAAGUCGGGCACUGAUUGGAGUGGUGCCUUUGGCCACGACCCAGCUGCAUAUGUUGACUCCAAGGGCAAGAAACGCCGAGAACCUGGAGCCGAGCAGCCACUACACGACCCGUACCAUCCGUCAGGUGACGAAGACAAUGAAGAUGAUGAUGAUGACGACGACGAAGAUGACGAAGCCUCAAGUGAUGAUCUAGGUAUUCAGGACGCCAAUAACUCUGCUGCUGGCGAGGAAGGAUCCGUAAAGCAAUCGUUCGCCACAGAUCGCACAGACACUACAAUGAGCACGAUUGAUUCUCAAGCUACGGGUGACACCGUAGAGAAGAAUAACAAACAAAACAAGCGCACAGAGGAGCGCAAGCAGCGCGGUUUGAUGCAAUGGAAGCCUGCUCGUAACGUCAAGUUUGCGAAAGACCAAGGCAAAAUUGGCUUGAGGAAGUUGCAGAAGAAGCUGACAGGUGGUCUGGAUGGGAGACAACCUGGUGUUGAGACUGAAACUGGAUCAUAGACGGCGAAGAGUAGCAAUGACGUAAUGAAUGGUAAUGAGUAUCGAAUUUGUGGUAUCUUUUUGCAAGAUGAGCUAGCUAAAAGGACUUUGUCUUAAAGGAGGUAGUGAAGCAUAUAGUUCUGAUGUGGUUGAAGUUCAAAUGUUACAACUACACAAGAAAUAGUAUUAUGGGCCAGGAUGCAUGUUUUUUUGGCCCGGCCCUCAAAGUACGCCUGAAUGGUUCAGACUCCUCCUACCCACCAACUUAUGCAUG
This is a messenger RNA of Pseudovirgaria hyperparasitica, 4226 nucleotides long. RefSeq lists its product as uncharacterized. The coding region runs from base 305 to 3973 and encodes 1222 amino acids. The record is from RefSeq and is a predicted model, not a curated record. Gene Ontology annotation, molecular function: lipid binding. Lineage: Eukaryota; Fungi; Ascomycota; Dothideomycetes; Acrospermales; Acrospermaceae. The transcript has 3 exons.